This is a messenger RNA of Wyeomyia smithii (pitcher-plant mosquito), 607 nucleotides long. RefSeq names its product UPF0545 protein C22orf39 homolog. Bases 81 to 557 code for a protein of 158 amino acids. The record is from RefSeq and is a predicted model, not a curated record. Lineage: Eukaryota; Metazoa; Arthropoda; Insecta; Diptera; Culicidae. The transcript is spliced from 2 exons.
UGUAAUGUUUAGAUGUUUACAUUAUUUCUUUCAGGCACGAAUUGCAGACAAUUCGGUCAAAACAGCGGUUCAAUUUUGUAAUGGCACCAUUGAUAUCAGAUAUUCCUCCUCAGCCAAAAACAGCCUCAGAGAAAGAAGUGUUUGAAAACCUAUGGUCGAUACGACCAUGCUUUGUGUACAGUGAAGAAUAUGACGAUUGCACAAGUAUCAAGGGUCGAUUUCACCAGUAUUUCAUCCAUGGCCAAAGCAUCGACUGUACCCAGUGGAAACGAGAUUUCGACAACUGCGUUCGAUUUGAGAAGAAUCCUAGCGAUUCGAAGAGUGCGCUUCAGUUGAUCGAAAGUGAACGCCUGCGGCGAACAGAGCGGUUAGAAGCACACUAUCGGAACGAUGUGUGGAAGAAAAGAGAUCAGGCACCUGAAGAUUGGGCUAAACCCUUGCCUGAAUGCAUGCAGAAAGAGUAUGAGCAGUCCUAUCUGGCAGUGAAAGCACAGGAGCUUCAAGGAAAAAAGAUACCUUCUAACGAUAGCGAACGGUCAUUUUGUGUAAUAAUGUAGAAUGUAGUUAUUCGAGAAAUACAUGAAUUGUUAGCUUUGAAAUUACAGAA